AUGGCUGUGCUCCCUCAAAAAGCUCUACAGAAUGGCCUCAGCAUCAGAAGAGCCACGGCUGGAGAUGUGCCCUUCAUACAAGCCAUAGUCAAUGCCAGCUACUCCAAAUAUAUCGAACGCAUAGGAAAGCCCCCCGCCCCCAUGGUGGCCGAUUACAACGAUUUGCUCAACUCACGCGAUAUUUACGUCCUAGAAUCUACUUCUGAUGACAAGCUCGUCACGAUUGUCGGUUCUAUUGCUCUAGGCAUCGACGUUGAAGCAGACACAAUCAUGGUUAACAAUUUGGUUGUUGAGCCUGCGGCCCAGGGACGAGGCUAUGGUCGUGUUCUUAUGGAUUUUGCAGAACAUGUUGCGAGAGAAAAAGGCAUCGGAUCGAUGGCUUUGUUUACGAAUAUCAAGAUGUAUGAGAACAUUGGGCUGUAUGCUAAGCUUGGGUAUGCGGAGACGGGGAGGAAGACUGAGGAUGGUUAUGAACGAGUGUAUUUUCGCAAGGACUUGAAGUCAACGAACUAG
This is a messenger RNA of Trichoderma aggressivum f. europaeum, 513 nucleotides long. RefSeq lists its product as uncharacterized. The transcript has a single exon. Gene Ontology annotation, molecular function: acyltransferase activity, transferring groups other than amino-acyl groups. Bases 1 to 513 code for a protein of 170 amino acids. Lineage: Eukaryota; Fungi; Ascomycota; Sordariomycetes; Hypocreales; Hypocreaceae. The record is from RefSeq and is a predicted model, not a curated record.